Messenger RNA from Saxophila tyrrhenica, 1611 nucleotides. RefSeq lists its product as uncharacterized. Gene Ontology annotation, biological process: carbohydrate transport; transmembrane transport. The record is from RefSeq and is a predicted model, not a curated record. Bases 1 to 1611 code for a protein of 536 amino acids. NCBI's taxonomy places the organism in Eukaryota, Fungi, Ascomycota, Dothideomycetes, Mycosphaerellales, Extremaceae. The transcript is spliced from 5 exons. Gene Ontology annotation, molecular function: carbohydrate:proton symporter activity. Gene Ontology annotation, cellular component: membrane.
AUGUCGGACAACAAAGAUCUCGAGUCCACGGCGGUGCAGCGCGACAACAUGUCCGAGGAGCACGAUGCCGUCUACGAGGAGAAGGCUGGCGUGGCCGACUACAAGGCCGAUGCCAUUGAGGCCGAGAAUGCGGAGCAUAACAUGACGGUCAUCGAGGCCGUCAAGGAGUACCCCAUGGCCUCCUUAUGGGCGUUUGUCUUCUCUUGCACGAUUAUCAUGGAGUCGUACUGUGUCUUCCUGAUUGGAUCUUUCAUGGCUCUGCCCGCCUUCUACAACCGCUUCGGCAUCAACUGCGACGCCAAUGGUGAACACUGUACCGUCGCGGCCAAGUGGCAGUCUUCGCUCCAGGUGUCUGGCCAGCUCGGUGCUCUCAUUGGCGUUAUGAUCGCCGGUCCGAUCACCAGCAAGAUCGGCUACCGAUGGGCCUUCAUCGGCGGCCUCAUGCUGCUGAACGUCUUCAUCUUCGCCUUCUACUUUGCGGAGUCCAUGCCGGUCAUCUUCGCCUCUCAGAUUCUCGAGGGCAUUCCGUGGGGUAUCUUCAUUGCCAACGCCCCGGCCUACUGCAGUGAGAUUGUGCCGAUCCAGCUGCGAGCACCCGCGACGCAGAUGCUGCAGAUGUUCUGGGCCAUUGGCAGCAUCAUCGUCGGCGCCGUCACAUAUGUGUACAGCGACACUCCCGGAAAGGAGGCCUACAAGAUCCCCAUCGCCCUCCAGUGGAUGUUCCCCACCCCCCUGGCCAUUCUCAUCUUCAUCGCACCCGAGAGUCCCUGGUGGCUUGUGCGCAAGGGCAAGUUCGACAAAGCCGCCAAGUCCGUCGAGCGUCUCGGACGCAAGUCGAAGACCAACACGACCGAGACUGUUGCUAUGAUGCGCCGUGUCAUCGAGAUGGAGAAGUCGUCCCACCGUCCCAGCCAUCUCGAACUGUUCAAGGGCACCGACCUCCGCCGCACGCUCAUCGUCUGUGGUGUCUACGCUGCGCAGAAUUUGACUGGCAACCUUAUUGCAAACCAGGCCGUCUACUUCUUCAAGCAGGCUGGUAUCGAAACCGAACUCGCCUUCGGUCUGGGUCUCAUCACGUCCGCUCUCCAGAUGAUCUUUGUCAUGCUCUCCUGGAUCCUGACCACGUACUUCGGUCGACGUCCGAUCUACCUCUGGGGUUCGGCAGCCAACACCAUCCUUCUGAUCGCUCUCGGUGUCGCCGGCUCGGUCCCCAACACCACUUCGGCGAAGCUGGCGCAGGCGUCCCUCGGUCUCAUCGUCUCCGUCCUCUUCACGCUGGGUCCGGCGCCCGCCUCGUGGGUCAUCAUUGGUGAAACGUCGGCCAUUCGUCUCAGGCCGCUCACCACCGGUGCUGGUCGUGCGGCGUACUACAUUGUCGAGUUCCCUUGCAUCUUCCUCGCCUCCUACAUGCUCAACCCCGACCAAGCCAACCUGCGCGGCAAGUGCGGCUACGUCUGGGGCGCCACCGGCUUCCUCUGCCUGGUCACGGCCUACUACCAGCUGCCGGAGAUGAAGAACCGGUCGUACCGUGAGAUCGACAUUCUCUUCAAGCGCAAGGUGCCGGCCCGCAAGUGGACCAAGACGGAGGUCGACAUCAACGAUGACGAGUAG